Messenger RNA from Gryllus bimaculatus (two-spotted cricket), 2307 nucleotides. Lineage: Eukaryota; Metazoa; Arthropoda; Insecta; Orthoptera; Gryllidae. The record is from the annotation of a GenBank genome assembly.
AUGACGCGGGUUCGCUCACCUCGACCGGCCGUCUUGCGCCACGGCGUGGGGGAGGUUGUCGGAAGCGGACUCGGUGGCGAUGGUCAAGCCUUUUACCACACAUUCGAUCAGUGCCUUGCAGAGAGAACCCAGCCGUUAGUUGUUCCGACUCCUCGGCGCCUGAAUUCGCCCCUUAAGUUUGCUGAUGUGGUAGCGACCGCCCGUGACCCGUUGGAUCGACAACUUCAACGGCCCUAUGGGUGUGAUUGUGGGCAUUGUGAAGGGAGUUGUGCAGACCUGCUACAUCGACUACGUUCCCUGCGACAUCGUCGCCAAGGGGAGUAUCUUGUGCAGCUGCGAGGUCGCCAGGAAAGGUGUAUGAAAAGAAUUUUAGAAUGUGUGAUGGCGGCGGAGCAGGCGCGCAGCGAGGCCGAGGGGGACGUGCUGCCGUGGACGGUGGCCGAGUUCUACCGCGGGCAGAGCGUGCUGCUGACGGGCGGCUCGGGCUUCGUGGGGCGCGUGCUGCUGGAGAAGCUGCUGUUCUACUGCCCCGACAUCGACACCGUCUACGUGCUGCUGCGCCCCCGCAAGGGGCUCUCGGUGCAGGAGCGCCUGCACAAGCUGCUCGACGUCCCGCUGUUCGACCGGGUGCGCGCGCAGCGGCCGGAGGCGUUGGGACGCCUGCAGGCGGUGGAGGGCGACUCGGCGCAGCCCAGCCUGGCGCUGGCGGAGGCGGACGCGCUCGUGCUGGCGGAGCGCGUGUCCGUGGUGUUCCACCUGGCGGCCAGCGUGCGCUUCGACGACCCGCUCAUCACGGCCGUGCGCACCAACGCGUGCGCCACGCGCGAACUGCUGGAGCUCGCCACGCGCAUGUCCAAGCUCAAGGAGAAGCUGUACCCGGCGGCGGGCGACUGGCGCUCCAUCCUGGCGCUGGUGGAGGCACAGGGCCAGAGCGACCCGUCGGCCCUGCGCGCGCUCACCACCAAGAUUCUGGGCCCUCACUGCAACACGUACACAUUCACAAAGAACCUGGCGGAGCACAUCGUGGACCACUACUCGGACCGCCUGCCCGUGGGCAUCGUAGCCCUUCAGUGGAGCGUGCUACUGACGGGCGGCUCGGGCUUCGUGGGGCGCGUGCUGCUGGAGAAGCUGCUGUUCUACUGCCCCGACAUCGACACCGUCUACGUGCUGCUGCGCCCCCGCAAGGGGCUCUCGGUGCAGGAGCGCCUGCACAAGCUGCUCGACCUGUUCGACCGGGUGCGAGCGCAGCGGCCGGAGGCGUUGGGACGCCUGCAGGCGGUGGAGGGCGACUCGGCGCAGCCCGGCCUGGCGCUGGCGGAGGCGGACGCGCGCGUGUUGGCGGAGCGCGUGUCCGUGGUGUUCCACCUGGCGGCCAGCGUGCGCUUCGACGACCCGCUCAUCACGGCCGUGCGCACCAACGCGUGCGCCACGCGCGACCUGCUGGAGCUCGCCACGCGCAUGACCAUGCUCAAGUGCGAGUUCGAGGAGAAGCUGUACCCGGCGGCGGGCGACUGGCGCUCCAUCCUGGCGCUGGUGGAGGCGCAGGGCCAGAGCGACCCGGUGGCCCUGCGCGCGCUCACCACCAAGAUUCUGGGUCCUUACUGCAACACGUACACAUACACAAAGAACCUCACGGAGCACAUCGUAGAUCACUACUCGGCCCGCCUGCCCGUGGGCAUCUUACGGCCGUCAGUGGUGGUGGCUACCGCCCGUGAUCCGUUCCCCGGUUGGAUCGACAACUUCUACGGCCCCAUGGGUUUGAUGGUGGGCUUUUUGAAGGGCGUGGUGCACACAUGCUACGCCGACCCCGACUGCUACAUCGACUACGUUCCCUGCGACAUCGUCGCAAAGGGAAUUGUCAUGUGCAGCUGCGAGGUCGCCAGGAAGGGCGGUGAUCGGCGACGCUGUGCUCUCCGCCACCGGCCGCAAACCCAUAUGGAGGAGCAGGCGCGCAGCGAGGCCGAGGGGGACGUGCUGCCGUGGACGGUGGCCGAGUUCUACCGCGGGCAGAGCGUGCUGCUGACGGGCGGCUCGGGCUUCGUGGGGCGCGUGCUGCUGGAGAAGCUGCUGUUCUACUGCCCCGACAUCGACACCGUCUACGUGCUGCUGCGCCCCCGCAAGGGGCUCUCGAAGAGGCUGCGGCCAGAGGACCGUGAGGGAUUCUGCUACCAAUUGGAGAACAUCAUACCUGAGGCCUUCUUCAGGGACGCGCUGCACGGCACGCGCCGCUACCUCAUGAAGGAACCCGACAGCAAUCUCCCGCAAGCCAUUCGCGCUUAUAAGAGAAUAACUUACCAAAAAUAUUGA